AACCGUACGAGUGCACCGUGUGCCACAAGAGAUUUUCCCAGGAUAGUGGUCUUCGAAGGCAUCUACAAACCCACAACGGUGAGAAGCCAUUCGAGUGUACCGAGUGCCACAUGGCAUUUCGUAGAUCUGACACUUUGAACAACCAUCUUCGGACCCACACUGGGGAGAAGCCAUUUGAAUGCGUCGUGUGCCAUGCAAAGUUUGCAUUAUCAGGAGCACUGCGUGACCAUCUGCUGAGACAUACUGGGGAGAAACCAUAUGCGUGCACCGUGUGUGACAAGAGAUUUACCCUGUCGGGUGGUCUUAAAUUGCAUCUACGAACCCACAACGGUGAGAAGCCAUUCGAGUGUACCGAGUGUCACAAGGCAUUUGGUACGUAUGGCACACUGAGUACACAUCUUCGGACCCACACUGGGGAGAAGCCAUUUGAAUGCGUCGUGUGCCAUGCAAAGUUUACAGUAUCAGGGGCACUGCGUAGCCAUCUGCGGACACAUACUGGGGAGAGACCGUAUGCGUGCACCCUGUGUGACAAGACGUUUACUACAUCCUCCAACCUUAAAACCCAUCGUCGAAUCCAUACAAAGGAGAAGCCAUUCGAGUGCACCGUGUGCCAGAAAACCUUCGCGCAAUCGGGUACUUUGCGCUCGCAUCUUCUAACCCACACAGGUGAAAAAUCCUUUGAAUGCUCCGUGUGUGACAAGACAUUUUCGCGUGCAAGCGGUCUACGUAUCCACUUUCGAAUCCAUACUGGAGAGAAACCUCACGAGUGCACCGUGUGCCACCAAAGAUUUACCCAUUCGGGUGGUCUUAAAGUGCAUCUACGAACCCACAACGGUGAGAGGCCAUUCGAGUGCUCUCUGUGCGACAAAACGUUCGUGCAGAUAGGUCAUCUACAGCUACAUCUUCGAUCCCAUACCGGGGAGAAGCCAUAUGAGUGUACCGAGUGUCACAAGGCAUUUGAUUCAUCUAGCACACUGAAAAGCCAUCUUCGAACGCACACAGGGGAAAAGUGUGCCGUGUUUGAGUGUACCGUUUGCCAAAGUAAAUUGCCAACGUCCUACGCCCUGCGUUUGCAUCUGCGGAAACAUACUGGGGAGAAACCGCACGAGUGUACCGUUUGUCACAAGCGAUUUGCUCAUUCGGCACAUCUGCGAGUGCAUCUGCGGUCCCACACUGGUGAGAAACCAUAUGAGUGUCCCAUGUGUGACACGAAAUGGUCUUCGUCCUGCGGUCUGAGAGAGCAUAUUCAAACACACAGUGGGGAGCGACCGUUCAAAUGCACCGUGUGUGACAAGAAAUUCUCUCGCUCCGGUGGGUUGCGUGUUCAUGUUCAAAGCCACACUGGAGAGAAGCCGUACCAAUGCACCGAGUGCGACAAAGAGUUUGCACAACCAUGGCCAUUACAGGUGCACCUGCGGACCCACACAGGGGAGAAAACCUACAAGUGCACCCUGUGUGACAAGAAAUGGGCAACAUCCGGCAGACUGAAAAUCCAUCUACAAACCCACACCGGAGAGAGGCCGUUUGAGUGCACAGUCUGCCAUAAGCAAUUUGCACGUGCAGAAAGUCUGCGUAUACAUUUAAUGUCCCACACUGGAGAGAGGCCGUACCAGUGCACCGUGUGCAACGAUGAGUUUGCGCAAUCAAGUGGAUUGCACUUGCACCUUCGAACUCACACGGGGGAGAAACCGUAUGAAUGCACCGAGUGUGACAGGAAGUGUUCCUCAUCCAGCGGCCUGAGAGAGCACCUUCGGAUCCACACAGGGGAGAAGCCGUAUAAAUGCAGCGUGUGCGACAAGAAAUUCUCUUCCUCGAAAGGGUGUCGUUCGCAUCUUCGAGCUCACUUAAACGAAGGAACCGUAUAAGUGCACCAUAGAGAGGCUGAUCCUGCGUCUGAAAAUCAAGUAAUGACUCUUUAUUGUAAAUGAUCUUGUGCUUCAAAACGCAAACGUGUUUGCCGCUUUCUCUGCCGCGUGGUCUCCAGUAAGUGCUUCUUGUUUUUUUGACGCAACUAAUAUGUAAAGUUCCAUUUUUGAAUUUACAUUAAAUUACGGAUGUGAUGGAUUUUUUUUUAAAACUCAUUAUUUUGAUUGACUUGUGUUGACUGAAUCUGCCUGAGCUUGAGUUUGUUAUGCAAAUAUAAUGUUUCCUUUUCAAUCCAAUGCGGUUUGUACUCAUUCGUUUAAAUUGUUUAAUUUUACUAUUCCUGAGGCCUGUCCUCUAUUUUUCAGCGUUUAGACGUUUGAAUUUUCCCGCCCCUCGGUUGUUUUGCGGUCGCCGACUGCCCACUCGAGCACGCCAGCGCUCUCCGUCGCUCGCGGAU
Molecule: messenger RNA, 2323 nt
Organism: Frankliniella occidentalis (western flower thrips)
Lineage: Eukaryota; Metazoa; Arthropoda; Insecta; Thysanoptera; Thripidae
Product: zinc finger protein 658B-like
Exons: 1
Coding region: 111-1865 (584 amino acids)
Biological process (GO): regulation of DNA-templated transcription
Molecular function (GO): RNA polymerase II cis-regulatory region sequence-specific DNA binding; DNA-binding transcription factor activity, RNA polymerase II-specific
Source: RefSeq, a predicted model, not a curated record